AGUAAAGUUUCUGUGGAGCCUCCACGCUGACUGUCUCCCUGACGCUCCCUGCAAAAAACCUGCAGAUUAAAGCUGGAGCUGCCAUUUUAAAAACACGCACAACAACCGUGGAGAGGCGAACACCCGAGCAAACAAAUCCUCCGGGAAACCUGCGACCGCACAAGGGAGGAUUUACCCCGAGAGACCGCAGGAGUCAGGCUGCGAGGAGAGCCGUGACAGCGAGAAACAGCCUGCAACCCUCUGCCCUCUCCUUCAAGGUGCCUUUACCAUGGUGACACUAACAGAAUCAUACAUUUUACACUAAGCCAGAGGAAAACCUGUGUUAUUGUCACAUCUUUUCACGGUCAGCACCACCAUAUUGAAACACUUUGCUCCCAAGACGGCGCUAAAACGGUGCAGCCAUGCAUCUAGAAGUGAAGGUCGCCCUCAACUUCAUCGUGUCCUACCUGCACAACAAGCUGCCUCGGCGUCGAGCUGACCUGUUUGGCGAGGAGCUUGAGAGAAUACUGGUGUCUCGUUUUGAGGGACACUGGUACCCAGAAGCCCCUCUUCGGGGUUCUGCCUUCCGCUGCAUUCACCUGGGAGCACAGAGGGACCCCGUGGUGGAGUUGGCCGCCAAGAGAAGUGGACUGGACACAGAGGAAGUGCGUGCAAAUGUUCCUGCACAGCUCAGCGUGUGGAUUGACCCUUAUGAGGUGUCCUACCAGAUUGGAGAGAAGGGGGCAGUAAAGGUGCUCUACCUGGAGGAUCCUCCAGGCCUCGGCUGUGAUGGUGAGAGGGCAGAGGGGUUGAUCAGAGAGGGGAAAGGAGAUGCAGAGACAGAGGAGGCCAAGAAUCUGGGCUUCAACCCAGAUGCUCAGGUGUUUGUGCCAAUUGGAAGUCAGGCAUCUCCUGCCCUCAUGCCAUCGCACUCCAGCUCUCCCACACCUCUGUCUGCCCAGUCCUGCCCCGGGCUCUUCAGCUACCCCAGCUCCAGCACACCCACCGACCCUGCUGCCCACUCCUCCAACACCUCUACCCCUUCCCCUCCCAGCGGCGGGCUGCCCUACCUCGCCGCUCAGCAGCCACCUUCCGCUCUGCCCUCUGCCCGCCCACAACCCAUCACCUUCACCACCGCCAGCUUUGCUGCCACUAAAUUCGGCUCGACCAAGAUGAAGAAGUGCACCGGGACCGGGUCGCCAGCCAGCUCUGGAGUUGUCAUACCACCUGCCCAGAGAAUGCUCACCCGCUCUCCUACCACCAUCUCGACGCCAGAGCUGCUCAAGCACAAGCCUCUGUCUCUCUCCUUGCACUCCCUCGGAGGUCCUAUCCCCAGCCAGCUCUCUCCCAACGCCAAAGAAUUUGUCUACCCAGGAUCCCCGGGCCCCCUUUACUUCGAUGCUGACACCCAGCCCAUGCAACCUCACGCCAGCCCUUUCCAGCCGCCCCACACUGUCAACACCCAUCCGUCUUUUGAUCCCUUCUCUAGCCCUCCUCCUGCCCAGAGCGUGGGCAUCAUCAGCAGCAGCGGAGGAAUCUCUUACAUAGAGAAGCCGCCAUUUGUGGAGGGUUUAGGAGGCUACAACCUGCAAUAUCCCAGCCAGUCUUUCCAGCCUGUGGUGCUGGCCAACUAAGCCUUCAUUUGUAAUGAGUUGUUGGGUGUUAGGACGGUGACGCUCCUGAUAUUUUCAGUUUUUCUAAGAAAUUGUUCUAAUACUGAUACAAAUUAAGAAUUAGUUUUACUACAAAGAUUUAAAAUUUCAUUUCAUUCACUGAAUAUUUCAUGUGGUUUUUGUUUUUAGUUCCUCCACGACCUCUAACCCCGCCCUGCCCCCCCCCCCGUGUCCAUCGCUGUUGCCCGUCACGUUCCAUGUGUUGGCUUUGAUUUGGUGGGUGGGAGUCAGUCACUUUUCUACUUUGAGUCCUUGCCAAUCUCUUAUGUUUAUUGUUUUUGCAUUGAAUUUUAAUGCGAGAGGCUUUUUUUUCUUCUUGACUUGUAGUCUAAUGGACACGGCUUUAGUAUAGCGCCAUUUUGCACUGCACUGUCAUGCUGUGGAAAAGGACCUGGCCAAGUCCUGCAGGGAACGACGGCUGUGGAAAGCUCAGCACUUUGCUCUGCAAUCUGCUCUGCCCUACUUGCCACAAAUACAAGGGAAAGGGGGGCUCUGCUGUCUCUGUGCGUGCAGCUCUGUUUUGUUGUGGCUUAGCGUGAUCGGGAGACUCACUGACUGUGCGUUGGGCCCAUUACCCUUGAAACGCACUCGUGCACAGGCAUAUUUUGAGCUGUUGUAAGCGGGUGUGUUUUGAAAGCAGUUUAUCGUCAGCUGGAGUGUGUACAUGGCAAGGGUUCAAAUGAAGCUAGAGCAGAGGAGGGAGCAGGAAGGAGACAUUGGUAUGUUAGGGGAGUAAUGAAGUGGAAUGUAUUGUACCUGUCAGGGGAAAUGUUGGUGAAUGUGAAAGGCAAACUACGUGCUGAUACCUCAGUUAUACAGACAGGGACGCAACUUAUGGUCUCAUACAUAUUCAAAUGGUGAUGCACGCACACAAACAUUUAGAAAUGUUCACAUUCACACUAUUCCAGUCAGCAAUGUGUGAAGGUGAACAGGCAGGGACGGUGAUGGGGGGGGGAGGGGAUGCAGCAGCUCAGCAGUGGGGAUUGUGAUAAAUGGCUUAGCAUGACUUUGACUAUGAAGGAGAGGUUUUCCUCUGCAUGAGAGGAGCGAGGGAAGACGGUAGGAAAUGAGAGAGCUAGAAGCAGCUCGAGGGUUCUGUUGCCUCGGCGGCGUCCAGGGGUGUAUUGGCUUAGAGAGCGACACUUUAAAACCCUGAGCACGUUUAUGGUGAGCUUAAAUGGUAUUGAAGCCAAAGGCUCACACCAUUCUCUCCCUCCUCUUGAAAUUCUUCAGUGAUCUCUGCUUCUCUGGCUGCUACAAAGAAAAACCAGAAUCCUACAGCUCGGGUUGCUCUGUCUCUUUUUUCCUGGUUGUGGUGAAGUGAACAAAGAUGAAUGUUCUUUAUUGAUGUGUGGCUUUCGUUGUUAUAUUCAAUGGCUCAUCAGAUCACUGGAAGUCUGUUGAACCAGUCGGGUCCGUGUUCUUACUGGAAGGGUAAACCCCCACGUGUCCAUUUGAGCGGUCCAGCACUUUAUUAUUGGGCUUCUGAUGCUCUGUGUCUCCUACAGACGUGAGCACCAAACCAUUCCUUUGGCCUCUUGUUUGGUUAAGACACUUUGGAUCCAGCUGUCGUGAAACGCUUAAGAGAUUCAGACACGAGCUAGAUUUGUAUUUAAAUGCAUCACGCAGGUGUGGAGAUGCCGUCAGUCCUGUCCGUUGAUUUAAAUGUUUUCCUUGUAUCCAUAAGUGUUUUUUUUAUGACCCCAGGACCCUUGACUUGUGCUCACACUGGUAUUGCGAUGUCACAGCUUGUCAUAUGCAUGGAAUAUUUUUUCUUUUUUAAGGGGAUAUGUACAUGUAGGGAGUCUCUGUGAAACGUGGCUGUGAGGGAAAGAUGAAUUUCUAACUUUUUGUUUUGUAAUUUAUUUCCAAUAUUUCUAUAUUUUUGUUUUUUUGCAAAUUAUCACUUGCAUUUGUAUGAGUAAGAGAUGACUGCAGUCCAGGAAUAUGUGUAUAUAAAAAAAGUUCUUAUGUUGAGAUUCUUUGUUUAGUUUCUUACAUGCUGAGGUUAUUUUUUCAGAAAAUAACAUGAAUAUAUGCAAACUGAGGAAAAAAAUAAAGAUGUACAGAAUAAAGUAUUGAAUGUUUAUUGUAUUAUGUAAGCAUUUGUCUAAUAAAGACGGGUAAAUGUA
This is a messenger RNA of Paralichthys olivaceus (Japanese flounder), 3784 nucleotides long. Its product is annotated as protein Tob2. The record is from RefSeq and is a predicted model, not a curated record. Gene Ontology annotation, molecular function: transcription corepressor activity. Gene Ontology annotation, biological process: regulation of gene expression. NCBI's taxonomy places the organism in Eukaryota, Metazoa, Chordata, Actinopteri, Pleuronectiformes, Paralichthyidae. Gene Ontology annotation, cellular component: cytoplasm; nucleus.